This is a messenger RNA of Agrilus planipennis (emerald ash borer), 1394 nucleotides long. RefSeq lists its product as uncharacterized. The coding region runs from base 138 to 1256 and encodes 372 amino acids. The transcript has 4 exons. Lineage: Eukaryota; Metazoa; Arthropoda; Insecta; Coleoptera; Buprestidae. The record is from RefSeq and is a predicted model, not a curated record.
UGAAUUGCAGAGUACUUACGCCAUUUUAUUAGAUGUAAUAUGUAAAUUGUUUUUAAUAAAUGUCAGGUAUAUUUGAGCAACUGUCUUACUGUAGUAAUGAAAAUACCUAAUGAAACUAGCAAAAAUUGUAAACCAAAAUGCAGGAUUUCAAUUACUUGACUGAUAAUAAUGUAAUAGGGUACCACGUGCAUUGUCCGCAAGGUUUAAGACCUAUUAUGAAAAGGUCUGAAGUUUUACCGACUCCAAAUAUCGAAAAUGUGCCGGCUGAGUUAUUAGUGAAUACGCUAUCCUGUGAAGACGUGCGAAUGUAUACUUUUGCUAAUAAAAACCUUAAUUCUCCUCAAUAUUGUUGGGACUCGUAUGUUGAUUUAUUUCGUAAUAACGAACGUGAUUGGAAAGCAGCACUUCAGCAACCUAAAGACUGUUUAUGGUCAUCUGAAUUAACUUCCACAAAUCCACAUUUAUCGACAUUCGAAAUGUUAUCAGUACGAGAAUAUGAACGCAAAGUUAUGCACGUCACAAACGAAAUUCAACAGGAAUGCGUAUGCGUUGUUAACAGCACCUACAGUAAAAUAGUCGAACAUGACAAGGAAAGUAACCAGAAUAAUAAGAGGGUUAAUGUCCAUGCCCCUUGUUUUUUCCCCAGAUCUCAAACGUUCUUAAACGAAUGUACAAAGCCAUACGUUAAGAACGCUGUUGUUCCAUAUUCCGUCGAAAAAAAUGAUUGUUGUAAGGAAAAUCAUUUAGGAAAGCCUUAUUUCUCUAAGGAAGAAAUCGCUUUGUUGAAUAAAACCCUAUUAGGUCUCGAAACGGAGACAACACUGUCAUCCUCCAUAAAUAAGUUUCAAUCUAACGAAAUUAAAAUUUGUUACCAAGAGAAGCAAGUAAAAGAGAAAUACAUAUUGCAAAGUUUGUUUCAAAAGGUUUUGUGUUAUAUGAAGCAAAUAUAUCCGUUUUUAACGAGAGAAAAGAAAUUAGCAUUGGUGCAGUUGGCUAAUCAGAACAACACGACUGUUUUCGAUCAAUUGAAAUGGUUCGGAUACAGAUGUAUUUUGUCAGUAGAAGAAAAAGAUGAAGACACUGAAUGCUCUUUGUUCGAAGAGAAAAUGAAGAGCAGUCUUGCAAUGGAUCUGUUGGACAAUUCUGUUGUUUGUUGUAGAAUAAUACAAUCGUGCAAUAUGAAUUUUUUGAAUUCUAACCGUGCUAGAAUGGAAUAUACCCGCAGUUUUAGCAAUAACUGUAAUUACGGACAUUGAUCUGUUUUUUACUGCAUAUCUAAGUAUAAAUUACAAUAAUGUACUUACUAGAUUUGCGAAUUUUAUAAGUAUUUGUUCUCGAAUUUUUGUUAAUGUCUCUAUAAUUACCUUCUUUUAUAAUAUCUAAUAAUUAACACA